Messenger RNA from Suillus subaureus, 297 nucleotides. RefSeq lists its product as uncharacterized. The coding region runs from base 12 to 230 and encodes 72 amino acids. Lineage: Eukaryota; Fungi; Basidiomycota; Agaricomycetes; Boletales; Suillaceae. The transcript has a single exon. The record is from RefSeq and is a predicted model, not a curated record.
CUACUGCAAGGAUGCUACUCCCGAACUUCGCCAUGCUUCCACUUGCGGCAGAACCACAAGAUGUAGACGACCUCAUUGCAGGUCCCGAGACCAUAUCAGUUGAUGAAAUUGCCGAAGCAUUUGUUGCUCUCGAAGCACAGGAGAAUCAGGAAGAAUUUGUGAGUAUUGACAAUGUGGAGGUCCUUGGAGGAAAGGUAUUUGAUUUUGCCGAAUUGGAGCGUGUUGACUAAGGGAUAAUACCCCAAGCUGCUAUAGAUAAGGUUGAUGUCAUGAAUCAUGAUGGUGAGGAUGAUGGAU